UAUAUCCACUUUUCUAAUCUUACAAAAUGUUCUAAAUUUUUCUUCUCUCUCUGAAAGCUUAGCUAGUGUUAUUUCCUGCUUCCUCAAUCUAAUGCUAUAGAAGUAUGCUCUGAGCUUGCCUCCAAAAGAGGAUCCUGCUCAUCAGAAAAUGAAGAGUUUUUGUUCCAUGGCGAGGCCUUCGAAGCCGCAAGUUUCUUCCGACGAAGCUAUCUCUAGCGGUUCGAGCUCCGAGGAGGAGGAGCAGGUCAACCAGCAGAUCAAUGAAGAGGACGAGGAGGAGCUUGAGGCGGUGGCUCGUCAAGCUAGCUCCGACGACGACGACGACGAAGCCGGAAAUGAUAAUUCGCACGAUGACGACGAAGAUCCUGCUGCCGCCGGAGAUGCUGACGAGGAUGAGCAGGGUGAAGAUGCUGUUGAUCCUGGCAAGCGUGAGAAAGCUAGAUUGAAAGAGAUGCAGAAAAUGAAGAAGCAGAAGAUUCAGGAGAUAUUGGAUGCACAAAAUGCAGCCAUAGAUGCCGACAUGAACAAUAGAGGAAAAGGAAGACUGAAGUAUCUCUUACAGCAGACUGAGCUGUUUGCACAUUUUGCAAAAGGUGAUCAAUCUUCAUCUCAGAAGGCAAGAGGAAGGGGCCGCCAUGCAUCAAAAGUGACAGAAGAGGAGGAAGAUGAAGAAUACCUAAAAGAAGAGGAAGAUGGUUUAUCAAACACUCGUCUCGUGACACAACCAUCAUGCAUCCAAGGGAAAUUGAGGGACUACCAACUUGCUGGGCUAAAUUGGCUUAUAAGAUUGUAUGAGAAUGGAAUAAAUGGAAUUCUGGCUGAUGAAAUGGGGCUUGGUAAAACAUUGCAAACUAUAUCUUUGUUGGGUUAUUUACAUGAGUUCAGAGGAAUCAAAGGCCCUCAUAUGGUUGUUGCUCCCAAAUCUACUCUUGGAAAUUGGAUGAAUGAGAUUCGGCGUUUUUGUCCUAUUCUACGUGCAGUAAAGUUCCUUGGCAACCCUGAAGAGAGGAGACAUAUAAGGGAGGAAUUACUGGUAGCCGGGAAGUUCGAUGUCUGUGUUACAAGUUUUGAAAUGGCAAUCAAGGAGAAGUCUACAUUGCGUCGAUUUAGUUGGCGUUACAUCAUUAUCGAUGAAGCCCAUCGAAUUAAGAAUGAAAAUUCCUUGCUUUCCAAAACAAUGAGACUCUACAACACAAAUUAUCGCCUCCUUAUUACCGGCACACCGCUUCAGAACAAUCUUCAUGAACUCUGGUCUCUGCUCAACUUUCUUCUUCCCGAAAUUUUUAGUUCUGCUGAAACCUUUGAUGAGUGGUUUCAAAUCUCUGGUGAGAAUGACCAACAAGAGGUUGUCCAGCAAUUACACAAGGUCCUCCGGCCAUUUCUUCUUCGUAGGUUGAAGUCCGAUGUUGAGAAAGGGUUGCCGCCUAAAAAGGAAACCAUUCUUAAAGUAGGUAUGUCACAAAUGCAGAAACAGUACUAUAGAGCGCUUCUGCAGAAGGAUCUUGAGGUUGUCAAUGCUGGUGGAGAACGGAAGCGCCUCCUGAAUAUAGCUAUGCAGCUACGAAAAUGUUGCAAUCAUCCAUAUCUUUUCCAGGGUGCUGAACCCGGUCCUCCAUAUACAACAGGGGAUCAUCUCAUUACUAAUGCUGGUAAAAUGGUUCUCUUGGACAAGUUACUUCCUAAAUUGAAGGAGCGUGAUUCUAGGGUCCUUAUAUUUUCACAGAUGACUAGGCUGCUAGACAUACUUGAAGAUUAUUUAAUGUUUCGUGGGUAUCACUAUUGUCGCAUAGAUGGCAAUACUGGUGGAGAUGAGCGGGAUGCUUCCAUUGACACUUUCAACAAACCUGGAAGUGAGAAAUUUGUCUUCUUGUUAUCAACUCGAGCUGGAGGUCUUGGAAUUAACCUUGCUACUGCUGAUGUUGUCAUCCUAUAUGAUAGUGACUGGAACCCACAAGUUGACUUGCAAGCCCAGGAUCGUGCUCAUAGGAUAGGUCAAAAGAAAGAAGUCCAAGUUUUUCGCUUUUGCACAGAGUAUACAAUUGAGGAGAAGGUCAUUGAAAGGGCUUACAAAAAGCUUGCACUUGAUGCUCUAGUGAUUCAGCAAGGACGGUUGGCUGAGCAAAAGACGGUAAAUAAAGAUGAGUUGCUUCAAAUGGUUAGAUUUGGAGCAGAAAUGGUUUUCAGUUCCAAAGAUAGCACUAUUACAGAUGAGGACAUUGAUAGAAUCAUUGCUAAAGGAGAGGAAGCAACUGCUGAACUUGAUGCCAAGAUGAAGAAAUUUACUGAAGAUGCAAUCAAAUUCAAGAUGGAUGACACUGCCGAGUUAUAUGAUUUUGAUGAUGAUAAGGAUGAGAACAAAGUUGAUUUCAAAAAAAUUGUGAGUGACAAUUGGAUUGAACCACCAAAAAGAGAGCGGAAGCGCAAUUACUCAGAGUCUGAAUACUUCAAGCAAACAUUACGACAAGGAGGUCCUGCUAAACCAAAGGAGCCACGAAUUCCUAGGAUGCCUCAGUUGCACGACUUCCAGUUUUUUAACACACAAAGGCUUAGUGAGUUGUAUGAAAAGGAAGUGCGCUACCUAAUGCAAACGCAUCAAAAGAAUCAGAUAAAGGAUUCAAUAGAUGUUGAUGAACCAGAAGAUGUGGGAGAUCCAUUGACUGCUGAAGAAUUGGAAGAAAAGGAGCGCCUUCUAGAGGAGGGAUUUUCUUCAUGGAGCCGGAGGGAUUUUAAUACUUUCAUCAGGGCUUGCGAAAAGUAUGGCCGAAAUGAUAUAAAAGGUAUUGCUUCUGAGAUGGAAGGGAAAACUGAGGAGGAAGUUGAAAGAUAUGCAAAGGUCUUCAAAGAAAGAUACAAGGAAUUAAAUGAUUAUGAUAGAAUUAUUAAAAACAUUGAGAGGGGGGAGGCUAGAAUUUCACGGAAAGAUGAAAUCAUGAAAGCUAUUGGGAAGAAGUUGGACCGAUACAAGAAUCCAUGGCUAGAGUUAAAGAUACAGUAUGGGCAAAACAAAGGGAAGUUAUACAAUGAAGAAUGUGACAGGUUCAUGAUAUGCAUGGUUCACAAACUUGGCUAUGGGAACUGGGAUGAGUUGAAGGCAGCAUUUCGAACAUCACCCUUGUUUCGUUUUGACUGGUUUGUUAAGUCUCGCACAACACAAGAACUUGCAAGGAGGUGUGACACACUCAUUCGCCUGGUAGAAAAGGAAAACCAAGAAUAUGACGAGAGGGAGAGACAAGCGCGCAAAGAGAAGAAACUUGCAAAGACCAUGACCCCAUCAAAGCGGACCCUGGCAAGACAGACAGAAUCUCCAUCUUCUUUGAAGAAGCGCAAGCAAUUAACCAUGGAUGAUUAUGGAAGUGUGGGAAAAAGGAGAAAAUAAAUGACAUACUGUGGAUUGCAUAGGGUAAUUUAGGGGUUGGGCACUAAAACCCUUGCUACGGGCACUAACCGUCUCUGGUGACUAAUGUAGGCCCUAAAUAUCAGUUGCGAAGGAUAGUUAUAGAAGAUUGUGCAGACACCACGGAUGUUCUAAGUUUUUAUAGCACUGAACAAAUCUUUCAGAUUCUAACUGAUAGUUCCGUGAAUGUGUAAUAUUUAACCAUACGAUAUCUUUAAAUAUGAAUGCAUUAGGCCUAAUAUUCUGAAAA
Arachis duranensis is the source of this 3644-nucleotide messenger RNA. RefSeq names its product ISWI chromatin-remodeling complex ATPase CHR11. Gene Ontology annotation, molecular function: ATP hydrolysis activity; ATP binding; histone binding. Lineage: Eukaryota; Viridiplantae; Streptophyta; Magnoliopsida; Fabales; Fabaceae. The transcript has 26 exons. Gene Ontology annotation, cellular component: chromatin; nucleus. Gene Ontology annotation, biological process: nucleosome organization; regulation of transcription by RNA polymerase II. Bases 149 to 3376 code for a protein of 1075 amino acids. The record is from RefSeq and is a predicted model, not a curated record.